Messenger RNA from Pseudophryne corroboree (corroboree frog), 2296 nucleotides. RefSeq names its product cell division cycle 14B (gene CDC14B). Gene Ontology annotation, molecular function: protein serine/threonine phosphatase activity; protein tyrosine/serine/threonine phosphatase activity; protein tyrosine phosphatase activity. The record is from RefSeq and is a predicted model, not a curated record. Gene Ontology annotation, cellular component: centrosome; mitotic spindle; spindle pole. NCBI's taxonomy places the organism in Eukaryota, Metazoa, Chordata, Amphibia, Anura, Myobatrachidae. The transcript is spliced from 15 exons. Bases 285 to 1814 code for a protein of 509 amino acids. Gene Ontology annotation, biological process: protein dephosphorylation; microtubule cytoskeleton organization; positive regulation of cytokinesis.
CCAGUCACAGCACGGUCUGUCACUCAGCCCCGCCCUCUCCCCGGUACAGCGUUGUCCUCUCUCUCCGGUCGCCGCCGGUCACUCCCCCUAACAUCAUCAUUACUGCUGCUGCUGGCGGUAGGAACAUCACAGACGGGGGCGUGUAGGGCGAGCGUUGCCCGGCUGCAGCACGGAGCUCGCGCUGAAACCGCCACCGUGCGCACCAGUAGCUAACGGGCAGCAGCGGCACACCCGGUGCCCGUUACUGAUGUGUCCCCGGCGGCCGAGGACGAGCAGCGGGCACCAUGAGACGGAGAGCUACUAACAAGAGCACCAGGAAGCGGCCCCUGAGCGGCCGGAGGAAGCACCGAGACGAGGAAUGGGACGGAGAGGGGAACGCUGCGGAGGGGGGCGUCGGCACCGCUAUCACAGAUAGUCUUUACUUUGCCAUCCUCUGCUGCAAACCAAAGUCAACUCCAAGCACGUAUUAUUUCUCCAUCGAUGAUGAACUUGUAUAUGAAAACUUCUAUGCGGACUUCGGACCCCUUAAUCUAGGCAUGCUGUACAAAUACUGCCUUAACGUAAAUAGAAAACUGAAGUCGUUUUGUUCAGCGAAGAAGAAAAUCGUUCAUUACACCAGCAAUGACCCCAAGAAACAAGCCAAUGCUGCCUUUUUAAUAGGAUGUUAUGCUAUACUGUAUUUAAAGAAAGUCCCUGAAGAAAUGUACCUAACCUUACAAAUGGAAAAUGGGACCUACCUUCCAUUUAGGGACGCGUCGUUUGGUACCUGUACUUUUCAUUUAACGCUUCUUGAAUGUUUCUAUGCUGUCCAGAAGGCUUUGCAGUAUGCAUUCUUUGAUUUUAGAACCUUUCAUCUGGAAGAGUACCAACAUUAUGAGAGAGCUGAGAAUGGUGAUUUAAACUGGAUAAUUGCAAAUAAAUUUCUAGCUUUCAGUGGACCUCAUCACAAGAGUAAAAUUGAAAAUGGUUACCCUCAUCAUGCUCCUGAAGCCUAUUUCCCUUACUUCCGAGAACAUGAUGUUUCUACUAUAAUUCGCCUAAACAAGAAGAUGUACGAUGCAAAGAAGUUCACAGAUGCUGGUUUUGAUCACCAUGAUCUAUUCUUUGUUGAUGGAGGUACUCCAAGUGAUGCCAUUGUUAGGAAGUUCCUGAACAUCUGUGAAAAUGCAGAAGGCGCUGUAGCGGUACACUGCAAAGCUGGUCUAGGUCGGACAGGUACGCUAAUAGCAUGCUACAUUAUGAAGCAUUACAGACUGACUGCAGCAGAAGCCAUUGCUUGGAUUCGAAUAUGCAGACCUGGCUCAGUGAUUGGACCUCAACAGCAUUUCCUGGUUGAUAAGCAAACAAGUCUUUGGAAUGAAGGAGACCUAUACCAUAAGAAGCUCAGAGAGAAUGAAAACAGCAGCAAAGUAUCCGUGACAUUCAUCCUUUCUGGGGUGGAUGAUAUUUCUCUUCAUGAUGAUCUGGGCAAAGCUUCUGGCAAAGAAGACACUGAACUGUACAGUGAUGAAGAUGCUGAUGAUGAAGGAUGCAACGUGACGCAAGGUGAUAAGCUCCGUGUCUUGAAGAGUAGAAAGCAGGGAAGAAUAUCUUCUGCAGCGCCACUUUCAGUAAUAUUGCAGACCAGUGUGCAGAACCCCAGGUCAGAUUUAACUGACAUUUCAUGCAGUACUAAAAGGACCACCAGGUCUUCCUCAGGAACCAGCACAUUGAGAGGCGUGAUUCCUGAGCGGAAGAAAAGGAUUGCUUUGCACCAAAUGCGCUUAAUGAAAUUAUGCCACACAAUUCCACGGACUCGGACAGUGAUGCGAUAAAUAGAUCGUGACCGGCUGGAGCAGAAACUAGCCUUUGGAAAAAGAUUAUGGAGAAAUCUAAAUAGAAGAAAAUGGACAUCUCAAUGAACAUACAGAAUAUUAAACCUCAAUUUGCCUUUUAUUUCCCCAAAAAGCAAAGUGUUCCAUUGUCUAGUCUUUACUUCCCCACCGCAAGCAAGAGGAAUAACCAGAUUACAUUGCUAACUUGGUACUCCAGCGGCUGUGGCAUGUCUUCAGCAUGCAGUAGAUCGCUAUCUGCAUGGCAUAUACAUUGUGAUGGCAAUCCGUUCAUGUGCUAAAACUGGAUCCAAACACUACCACUUCCUAUAAUAAUCUACAUGUGAUGAAGAUGGAUUUUAUGUGGCACAUUCCAUUCCUAUUGAACUGAAUUUUCCUUGUUCUAAAAGGAGACUCUGUAUAUAAUAUGUAACUCGAUCAUGAUACCAAAGGAUUUUUCAUAAUUGAGCUAAAAAAAAAACAAA